This is a messenger RNA of Eruca vesicaria subsp. sativa (arugula), 1412 nucleotides long. The record is from the annotation of a GenBank genome assembly. NCBI's taxonomy places the organism in Eukaryota, Viridiplantae, Streptophyta, Magnoliopsida, Brassicales, Brassicaceae.
CAUUACCAAAAGAAAAAAAAGCAAACGAAUUUUCAAAUCUUCUCCUCUCUCUCUCUCUCUCUGUUUUCUUCGUAGAUCCCUUUGUUUCCCUCUCUGUCUUUUGGAUCGAAAGAAAUGGGUGAUAACGCCAUCUCAGGCCAUCUCAAGAAUCUAAAGAUCGACACAGGACGUUCAGAGACUCUCGUGGUCUGUUUUGGUGAAAUGUUGAUCGAUUUCGUGCCAACGGUGGGAGGUGUUUCUCUCGCUGAAGCACCAGCUUUCAAGAAAGCUCCAGGAGGUGCUCCUGCUAAUGUAGCUGUUGGUGUCUCUAGACUCGGUGGCUCCUCUGCUUUCAUUGGAAAGGUUGGUGAUGAUGAGUUUGGGAAAAUGUUAGCUGAGAUUCUAAGGCUCAACAACGUGGAUAACUCUGGGAUGAGAUUCGACCACAAAGCACGUACCGCUCUCGCCUUUGUCACGUUAAGAGCUGAUGGAGAGCGGGAGUUUCUGUUCUUCAGACACCCGAGUGCUGAUAUGCUUCUUUCCGAAGCUGAGCUUGACAAAAACUUAAUCCAAAAGGCCAAGAUCUUUCACUACGGAUCUAUCAGUUUGAUCAAGGAACCUUGCCGCUCCACUCAUCUUGCAGCUAUGAAAAUCGCUAAAGCCGCGGGGAGUCUCUUGUCAUAUGACCCGAACUUGAGGUUACCAUUGUGGCCAUCAGAGGAAGCUGCGAGGAAAGAGAUCAUGAGUAUCUGGGAACUAGCUGAUGUUAUAAAGAUCAGUGAGGACGAGAUUACAUUCUUGACUGGUGGCGAUGAUCCUUAUAGUGAUGAAGUUGUGUUGAAAAAGCUCUUUCAUCCAAAUCUGAAGCUUCUUGUUGUGUCAGAAGGACCUAAUGGGUGUAGAUACUACACUAAGGAGUUUAAAGGUAGAGUUGGUGGAGUAAAAGUGAAAGCGGUUGACACAACCGGUGCAGGAGAUGCAUUCGUGAGCGGUCUAUUGAACAGCUUAGCUUCUGAUCUCACUCUUCUCACUGAUGAGAAGAAGCUAAGAGAGGCACUUCUGUUCGCUAACGCUUGUGGAGCCAUCACAGUGACAGAGAGAGGAGCGAUUCCAGCAAUGCCCACCAUGGAUGCUGUUCAAGACCUUAUCAAAUCUUCUCGUUCCUAAAAAUGCUCAAAACUCUCUUUUGAGGGAAUCAAGAAUGCUGUGUUUUUUUUUCUUUUUCCCAAUUUGUAGGAACUCUGUUUUUUUUUCUUUCUUUUAGUGUGUUCAUCUCCUGCUGAGGAUAUUCUGGUUGUAAACUGCUUGCCGGUUUUUGUUUCGAGGAUGUUUUGGUUUUAAAACUGCUUCUUCCCUUUUACGCUGAGAAUGACACGCAGUCUAUUGGAUGUAAAAGAGAUCCAAUACUUAUCUCUAUCAAUGUUAAAUCCUUC